CUCACGUCCACAAUUAAUUACUUUGCCACAUGCUAGAAACAAGUACGGGUAUGAUGGGGGUGACCAGGAGAGGAGCCUGAUCUAGCAUGGGGGGAUGACUUCCCUGCAAAAGCCACAAUUAAGCAGGAACCUGGAGGGCCAGGAGAAAUUAGUCACAUGCAGAGGACUGGGGGCAUUUCUAGGCAGGGAGAUCAAGAACUGAAAGGUCAAAGAAGGUCAGUGUGACCAGAACAACAGGAAACACAGAGGGAGGCAUGAGCUGAAGGGCUGUCUUGGAGACAGCUGGGGGAGGAGCCAUGGAGCCGGUGGGCUGUAAAGUUAUCCCAGUGCCUGCUUUGUCUCCUGUCUCUCAGCAUCUCCAUGAAGGGAAAGGUUAUUGGCUGUAAUGGUGGCUGCGACACCAUUUUGGAUACUGGAACCUCUUUGGUGACUGGACCACACAGAUCUAUCCUCAACAUCCAGAAUUUGAUCAAUGCCAAACAUUCCUAUGGUGGCGAGGUACCGGGGCAUUCCAAAGGGUCAUUCUGGGACUGUCCAUACAUGGAGACGUCAGCGGGGCCAACCUUCUCCAUCACUCUCUCUGACAGUACAUCAUGAACUGUGAAGCCGUUAACACACUCCCUGACAUCAUCUUCAACAUCAACGGCAUCGACUACCCAAUGCCAGCCAGUGCUUACAUCCGGAAGGAGGGUAAAGGCAUUUGCUACAGCAACUUCCAAGCGACACCCGGAAACUUAUCCCAGGAGAUCUGGAUUCUGGGGGACGUCUUCCUGAGGCUGUAUUUCUCCGUCUUCGACCGGGAGAACAACAGAAUUGGCCUGGCACCUGCGGCGUAAAUCUGGGCUCCUCCGGGGAACAACCUGGCCCACCCCAAACAUACAUGGGAGGGAUGCCCGUCCAGGGGAUCCAAUCUGAACUGAGUUCAAUGCUAUACAAAGCCCCAUUCUCAGUGGAGAAUAAAAUAUUUUAUUUUAAAUUAUGCUAAUAAUAACAGUUGCUUCUGUUUGGGUGGGGAGGUGCAUCAGAAAGAGGCAAGGCUCUACAAGCUGGAGUCUAGACCACAACUCCCAUCAGGUUAAAUGGAAAGCGGAGCUUAUCUGAAGGACACUGGGGUGGUUGAAGGAAUCAGGGCAGUUCCAUUAGCUUGGUAACUGGACCCAAGAAAUCCAAAGCUAUCGGCUCACUCCUUCCCUUCUUUCCUCUCUAAUUCUCUCUGCCUGACAACUUUGUUUU
Messenger RNA from Loxodonta africana (African savanna elephant), 1233 nucleotides. Its product is annotated as pepsin F-like. NCBI's taxonomy places the organism in Eukaryota, Metazoa, Chordata, Mammalia, Proboscidea, Elephantidae. The coding region runs from base 594 to 836 and encodes 80 amino acids. Gene Ontology annotation, biological process: proteolysis. The record is from RefSeq and is a predicted model, not a curated record. The transcript is spliced from 2 exons. Gene Ontology annotation, molecular function: aspartic-type endopeptidase activity.